GGUUAAUAGGAAAUCUACGGUAAGAAGAUGGGAGUAAUGGGGAAGUUGAGAAUGUUUGUCGUCCAGGAACCAGUUGUGGCUGCCUCUUGUCUCAUAGCUGGCUUCGGUCUCUUCCUUCCUGCGGUUGUAAGGCCUAUUCUGGACUCUUUUGAAUCAUCCAAGCAAGUUCCAGCUCCUGCUUUAAGUGAUGUAGUCGCGGGUAUGACUGGUAAAAAACAAGGAUAAGAGACUUGUGAGGUUUUAGUACAACCAGCUCCUUGGAGUCUUAUUCCAUCCUUUUGUUUCAUCUUCAUUAGAAAUGGAAAUAAAGUCCUUUUUUGUGGGUAACAGUUAAAUAUUUUGUGUAAGGGGAGAGCUCUCCUCAUUUGUAAGCACUUGACAGUGCUACUUGGAUUCAAAUACCGAAUUAGACUUCACUUACAACCUAAUUAAAUGCAUCUGAAGCUUAUCAUGA
Lycium ferocissimum is the source of this 454-nucleotide messenger RNA. RefSeq lists its product as uncharacterized. Lineage: Eukaryota; Viridiplantae; Streptophyta; Magnoliopsida; Solanales; Solanaceae. The record is from RefSeq and is a predicted model, not a curated record. The transcript has 3 exons. Bases 28 to 225 code for a protein of 65 amino acids.